UCACAACAUGGCGGCCUCCAUAUCGGCGCCCGUAGCGAGCAGAUGUGCACAGGUCUAGCUAAUGAAUACCAGUGCGUGAGUUGUGUUGUCAAAAAGGCGCGUGUUGUUUCUGAUCUUCUCUUUCCUUUGGCAUCGAAAUCGGCAAGCAUGAACUCACUCACAACCCUAAAAAUGAAGCUGAAGGAGUUGGAAGACAUCGAGAAGGACGUGGCCACGGCCCUACAGAGUGCUGGCCAGGCUUGCCUGGAACUAAGCCGCGAGAAGCCCAGCAUGAAGCAAGUGGAGUCCAACACGUCUACAUUUCUCAAGACCUUGCAGAAUGUGGAGUCUGGUCUCACAAAGCACAUCAUCUAUCUCACUCAAGUGUCCACAGUACAACCGCACGAGGGAUCGUGCUACGCGGCGCAGAAAGUGUUCCACAUGGCUCUGCACCGCUUGGAACACGCCCGGUCGCGCAUGAACGAGUUGGAACGAAUGAGGCUCGUUCACCAGCAACAGGACGCUAUGCAGCAACAGCAGCAGCAGCAACAAGAUCCCAACGUCUCAUCUGCUACAGCACCACCUUAGUUAGUCCCACCUUUAACGUGCCCAUGGAAACUGUCAAAGUGGAGAGAGGCAGCGUGGGCUGUGUUGUGUCUGACUUGUACAUUUGUAAAUAUUUAUGAGAAUAAAAGCGGAAACUACAGAAAAAUGAAAAGGAAAAAGAAACAGUGCCGUGGGGAACCGGAUACAUCUGUAAAGUGUGCAGGUCUGAAGCAAUGAUGUAUGUAUGUAGUGCUGGCGACACGGUUGUCUAAUUAUCGCCGAU
Molecule: messenger RNA, 808 nt
Organism: Ornithodoros turicata
Lineage: Eukaryota; Metazoa; Arthropoda; Arachnida; Ixodida; Argasidae
Gene: MED11
Product: mediator of RNA polymerase II transcription subunit 11-like
Exons: 4
Coding region: 43-567 (174 amino acids)
Biological process (GO): regulation of transcription by RNA polymerase II
Cellular component (GO): mediator complex
Molecular function (GO): transcription coregulator activity
Source: RefSeq, a predicted model, not a curated record